Molecule: messenger RNA, 1548 nt
Organism: Ostertagia ostertagi
Lineage: Eukaryota; Metazoa; Nematoda; Chromadorea; Rhabditida; Trichostrongylidae
Source: the annotation of a GenBank genome assembly
AUGAUAGCCACAUUACUGUGCAUUGGAGUAGUGAAUCCCCAGUCGAGUGGCCUCGGAGGCGGCUUUCUCAUGACGCUUUUCAAUGCGUCUACAGGCCGAUGCCAGACAAUCAACGCUCGCGAGACAGCACCUCUUGCCGCCACCGAGGACAUGUUCAAAAAUGAUUCAUCGCAGUCUGUUUAUGGGUAUCGUGCCAUCGCAACACCGUCUGAAUUGCACGGAUUCUGGACAGUGUUCAAAAAGUUCGGUUCUGGAAAGGUGAAGUGGGCGCGUCUGUUCGAUCCGUCGAUCAAGCUAGCCAUGAACGGAUUUCCUGUGUCCAGCAAUCUAGCCCAGCAACUCAGUGAUAAGGAAAGCCUGAUUCGAGCUGAGCCAACAAUGACGGAAAUCUUCGUAGAUCGAGCAACGGGUCGAGUUUAUGAGGAAGGCGACAUCAUGAAACGAGAGCGGUACGGAUUCACUCUUCAAUUAUUGGCCAAUGCCUCCGACCCAGUCGAUUUGUUCUACAAGGGAGGAAUGGCACAGACGAUCGCUGGAGAAAUCACCGACAACGGAGGUAUUAUCGACUCGAAGGAUCUGGCCAGUUAUGAAACGCUCAUCGACGAUAUUCCUCUAAUCGCCAGUGGACUGUCGGGCGACCUGGAGAUGUGCGGACCGCCGCCUCCAUCAUCGUUCGUGAUCACUCAGAGCAUCAUAGCUGUCAUGGCUGAAUUCUAUCGCGCUGGAAAGGUUAACCUGGACGACCCCUUGGUUUACCAUCGUCUUAUCGAAGCCGAGAAGUUUGCCUACGCUCAACGAACCAAGCUGGGUGAUGUGCGAUUUGUGGAGAGUGCGAAGGCACUCGUCGCCAAUAUGAGCACACCGAAAUACACAAAAUGGAUCGCUUCAUUGAUCAAGGAAACUGCCCAGCCGCAGGAAUACUAUCUGGGUGGUAUGACAACUCAGAAGCCACUCGAUCUAGAUGAGGUCCCCGAUCAUGGAACAUCGCACGUUACGAUUAUUGAUCAUGAAGGUAAUGCGAUUUCCUGCACGUCGACGGUCAACCAGAUUUUCGGUUCGAUGAGAGCAUCUCAAACGUUGGGUAUCAUCUGGAAUGAUCAAAUGGACGACUUCUCGACGCCCGGCGUAUCGAAUGCAUUCGGUUUCGCCCCGUCUGAAACGAACUUCAUCAAACCUGGCAAGCGGCCAAUGAGCAGCAUGAGUCCAAUGGUUGUGUACAACAAAAACGAUAACAAUAUUGUCAUGGUCGUUGGCGCAUCCGGCGGAUCAUACAUCAUUUCCGCUACUGCACAAGCAGUGAUCCGUACCAUGCUGUUCAAUCAGACUGUAAAGGAAGCUGUUGAUGCACCGAGGCUUCAUAACCAGUUUCUGCCCCACGUAACACAGUACGAGGAACCAAUGCCGAAGGAAAUCAUCACGAUGUUGAUUGAUGUGUACAAACAGAACAUGACUAUGGUUAGCAAGCAGAAGUCGGUCGUACAGGCUCUCGAGGUGCAUCCAGACGGUAUGUUUAGUCGCAAGCCGUUCUCUGUUGUUUCUAUAGACUGA